AUGCCGCGCUGGGAUCCCGCCUCGUUCAACGCUCUUCUUUCGGGAUUUGCCCGGUUUGGGAAUUUGGAAGAGGCGAAGAUCUUGUUCGAUCGGAUGGAGCUACGCAGCGUGAUCUCUUGGACAUGUAUGAUCACAGCAAGCACAGUGUCUUCUAGUUUGAUCUUCGCAAGAGAGCUCUUCACACGGAUGCCUGGAUGGAAUGUCAUCUCUUGGAACGCGUUGAUCACCGCAAAUGCCCAAAAGGGGCAUUUGGACGAGGCAGUGAGUCUCUUCAAAUCCCUCCCGGAAGAACACAAGAGUCUGUGCUCCUGGAACGCGAUGAUCGCCGCCCACCUCCACAGCGGCUGCUUCGACGGAUCCAAGGCAGUGUUCGAUGCGAUGCCCACGAGGGACGUCUCCUCCUGGAACAAUCUUGCUGCCGGGAUCGCCGAGCACAAGCCCGUCACUGCCGCGAGAGCUUGCUUCGAUCGAAUGCCCGCCUGGGACGUGAUCGCCUGGAACAUCCUCCUCUCGGCCACGGCCGAGGCCGGGGAUCUGGGCGAGGCGCGCAACAUCUUCCACGCCAUGCCCGCCAAGAACUCCUUCUCCUGGAACGCGAUCCUCACCGCCAGCGCGCUAAACGGCCACGCCCAAGACGCCGAGAAUCUCUUCCGCCGCCUCCCCGACAAGAGCUCCUCCGUGGCCUGGAACGCGCUCGUCUCCUCGUACGCGCGGAAUGGCCAGGGGACGGUUGCGUUGCGGAAUUUCCACCAGAUGGUGCUCCACGGAAUCCCAUCCGACGGUGUCACCUUCACCAACGUGCUGGUGGCGUGCAGCCACCUCGGAAUGGUGGAGACGAGCUGGCGCUAUUUCGUGUCGAUGGUUUCGGACCAUAAUGUGAGGGCGGAGCGUGGACAUUUCGCGUGCAUGGUGGACAUUCUGGCCAGGCUUGGGAGGCUGGGCGAGGCCGAGGAGCUUGCGAGGUAUAUGCCGUUUCUUCCAAACUAUGUGGUGUGGAAGUCGGUGUCGAGUGCUAGUAGGAUGUACUGCGAUGUGGAUAGAGGUACACGGGCGGCCCAAAACGCGAUUGACUUGGAACCAAAACAUUCUGGCUCUUACCUCUUGCUCGCAAAUAUGUAUAAAUCUAAUUCGUGUUAA
Molecule: messenger RNA, 1137 nt
Organism: Selaginella moellendorffii
Lineage: Eukaryota; Viridiplantae; Streptophyta; Lycopodiopsida; Selaginellales; Selaginellaceae
Product: pentatricopeptide repeat-containing protein At4g02750
Exons: 1
Coding region: 1-1137 (378 amino acids)
Biological process (GO): RNA modification
Molecular function (GO): RNA binding; protein binding
Source: RefSeq, a predicted model, not a curated record